AUCGUUUCAGUCGCACAUUAGCCUAGAUCGGUCAAUCUGAAAGCAACAAAAUGGCUCACCAAAAUGACGGUGUCGAUAUUCUCCCUAGAUCCGAUAAUGGGAGCAUUAAUGUCGAUAAAAAAGAUACCGAAUUAGCUCAUAACCUGAACGAAGUUGUGUACAAACCGGCGAACACGCAACUCAACGAUCCCCUGGGAUGGGGUCAGAAGUUUCAAUGUUUUGAACCAGACGUACCUGAAAAGACCACCGAUACCCUUUCUAUGUACCUAGCGGCUUUCACUGCCGAUUUGGUAGCGUUUUGCGCCGGUAUAGGCUUCUCGUGGACGUCUCCGGUGUUGCCAAAGCUCCACGAAGCGGACAGUCCCUUGGGCGCUCCAAUCAAUGCGUCCCAGGAAAGCAUUAUAGCCGCCAUUUUAUGCUUGGGCGCCGCGAUAGGACCGUUCCCUUACGGCAGCAUGUCGGACAGAAAGGGUAGAAAGCUGACGGUUAUCAUGGUGGCGAUUCCUAUAGCGAUAGCUUUCGCGAUAUUAGCAUUUGCGACUGACAUAAGGCUGUAUUAUUUGGCAAGGUUAAUUAACGGCUUUGCCAUAGGAGGCUGCUUCGCGGUGCUCACCAUGUACAUCGCGGAGAUUUCCAACGACAGCAACCGCGGCAAAUUCAGCUGCCUUCUGGGCCUGUUCAUAGCCAGUGGCGUCCUCUAUCCGUUCAUCGUCGGCCCUUACAUGAGCAUAAAAACGCUGUGCCUCUCGUGUCUCGCGCCCCUGGCUCUAUUCCUGGUGCUUUUCACAUUUUACAAUCCCGAAUCUCCGGUCUACCUGACCAAAAUAGGAGACAGAAACGCGGCCGAGGAAGCCCUGAUGAAACUGCGCAGCAGGCCGCGAGAGGGCGUGGAAAAAGAAUACCUGCAGAUCCAGAAAACCAUCGAGAUCUCGGGCAACGAGCAAGGGGGCUGCGGGUUACUGUUUAAAACCAGGGGAUUCAGGAAGGGUUUCGUCGUUUCCGCUGGACUUUUGGUGAUACAGCAGCUGUCGGGCAUCAACGCGGUAACAGGUUACCUCCAGAAUAUUUUCAGUGCAGCUGGAGGUGCGAUACCUCCCGAAUAUGGUGCGGUUCUAGUCGGGCUGAUUCAAGUGGCCACCAUGGGUAUCACCUCGUCCGUUAUCGAAAGGUUAGGUAGGAAACUCCUCCUUCUAAUGUCCGAUCUUGGCUGUGGAGUGUCCAUCAUACUUCUGGGGCUUUACUUUUUCCUUCAGCGGAUGCAGUUCUCACUGCUACCCUACUUUUGGUGGCUGCCUAUCGUGUGCCUCGUAGUUUACAUCAUAAGCUUCAAUUUGGGACUGGGUCCGGUUUCCUGGACGGUUUUGAGCGAAGUGUUUCCGUCUAAUAUAAAAUCGUUUGCAUCCGCGUUAGCGUCAGCUAUCACCUUCGGAACUUCCUUCGUCAUCACCAUCGGCUUUCCGAUCAUAAGCGAAGCCAUCGGUAUGGCCGAAACGUUCUGGUUGUUAGGGGCGUGUUGUCUGGCGGGAUUCGCCUUUACGUACCUCGUGGUGCCGGAAACGAAAGGCAGAACUUUGACCGAAAUUCAAGAAAUACUGAGUAAAUAGUCGCGCAUUGGUUUGUACUCAGAAAAUAGCGUUCUGUAACUAGUUAAGAUUUACAAAUUAAAAUUCAAAUGUUCAAACCUCUCUCAUUUUCAGCUGCACAUUUGCAGUUAUUUAUUGCGAUGCCUUUGGAGUUAAUUCUUGAAAUCGAAGGCAUAGUUUUAGCAGGAAAAUAAAAUGAAAACAUAUCGGACACUUCUCUGCAUAAUACCACUUAAUUAUGGUUACAUUUUCUUCAAUUGAAUAACGCAUAUUUAGCUUUAAUUAAAUCGCGUUUAGUAACGUAUAACAAUUGUAAAUAAAUAUAUUGUAGUUGCAAUGGUAAUCGGCCAUUUUGGGUUUUCAUAAGAGCUACGUUUGACUGUUUCAGUACUAAUUUCCAUUAGACAUACCUCGUGUCAACAUUAACCUUGGUGAAUACAUUUUAGUAUUUGUAACGACUAAAACGUUGGAAUCCGUUAGUUGUACAUAUUUUAUUUAUUACAGUUCGAAUUAAACAGUAUUCCUGAUUGUCAACUUUAUUUCAAGAGUGUAGGGGAAAAAUAACAAUACAAUAUAGGGAAAAAAUGUCCAAAACAAUGAAAAAGUAAUAAUUAUCCAAAUAAAAUGUAUAUAAAAUAUUAAAUAGUCCACAUUAUUUCCUAAGUAACCCCAAUGUUAACUGCCGUGCGCAUUGGUCUUCGUGUUCCAACCUUCACUUGGAUUAAUCGUAUAUUCUCGAGUAUUGUGGAGGUUUGGAUAGUUUGGACUAACAUGAACUUUUAAUUAAAUCCCCAGCUUGUCUCGAUU
This is a messenger RNA of Cylas formicarius (sweet potato weevil), 2390 nucleotides long. Its product is annotated as facilitated trehalose transporter Tret1-like. Gene Ontology annotation, cellular component: membrane. Gene Ontology annotation, biological process: transmembrane transport. Gene Ontology annotation, molecular function: transmembrane transporter activity. The record is from RefSeq and is a predicted model, not a curated record. The transcript is spliced from 3 exons. Bases 51 to 1604 code for a protein of 517 amino acids. Lineage: Eukaryota; Metazoa; Arthropoda; Insecta; Coleoptera; Brentidae.